AAUGGCUCAGCGAGGAAAUCAACUUGACAGAGAAUGUUUCUGUUGUUCUGUCUGUCUGGAUCUGCUGAAGGAUCCGGUGACUAUUCCCUGUGGACACAGCUAUUGCAUGUACUGUAUUCAAAGAUUCUGGGAUGAGGAGAAGAAAAUCCACAGCUGUCCUCAGUGCAGGAAAACCUUCACACUGAGGCCUGUCUUGAUGAAAAACACCAUGUUAGCAGAUUUAAUGGAGGAACUGAAGAAGACUGGACUCCAAGCUGCUCCUACGGAUCACUGCUAUGCUGGACCUGAAGAUGUAUCCUGUGAUUUCUGCUCUGGAAGAAAACUGAAAGCCAUCAAGUCCUGUUUGUUCUGUUUGGCCUCUUACUGUAAGAAACACCUUCAACCUCAUUUGGAUAAAGCUCCGCUAAUGAAACACAAACUGGUGGAACCCUCCAAGGAUCUGCAAAACAUCUGCUCCAUUCAUGAUGAGGUAAAAAAGAUGUUCUGUCGCACUGAUCAGAAGUGUAUCUGUUAUCUCUGCUCUGUGGAUGAACAUAGAGGACACGACACAGUCUCAGCUGCAGCAGAAAGGACUGAGAGGCAGAGAGAUCUGGAGGAGAGUCAACAACAAAUCCAGCAGAGAAUCCAGGACAGAGAGAAAGAGGUGAAGCUGCUUCAACAGGAGGUGGAGGCCAUCAAUCACUCUGCUGAUCAAACAGUGAAGGACAGUGAGAAGAUCUUCACUCAGAUGAUCAAUCUCAUCCAGAAAAGAAGCUGUGAUGUGAUGCAGCAGAUCAGAUCCCAGCAGCAAACUGAAGUGAGUCGAGUCAAAGAUCUUCAGGAGGAGCUGGAGCAGGAGAUCACUGAGCUGAAGAGGAGAGACGCUGAGCUGAAGCAGCUCUCACUCACAGAGGAUCACAGCCAGUUUCUGCUCAACUACCCCUCACUGCCACCACUCAGUGAGUCCACACACUCAUCCAGCAUCAAUGUCCGUCCUCUGAGAUACUUUGAGGAGGUGACAGCAGCUGUGUCAGAGCUCAGAGACAAACUGAAGGACCUUCUGAGAGAGGAACGGACAAACAUCUCACGGAAAGUCACACGUGUGGAUGCUAUUCCACCACAGCCAAAGCCUAGGAGCAGAGCUCACUACUUAAAAUAUUCACAUCAAAUCACACUAGAUCCAAACACAGCACACAUACGACUGUUACUGUCAGAGGAGAACAGAAAAGUCACAUUAAUGGAACAACCUCAGUCUUAUUCUCAUGAUCAAAAGAGAUUCAUUAGAUGGCUUCAGGUUCUAAGUAAAGAAAGUUUCACUGGACGUUGUUACUGGGAGGUGGAAAGGAGAGGAACAUUUGUUUUUGUAGCAGUCGCAUACAAGAACAUCAGUAGAUCUGGAGAUGAAGGCGGAUUUGGUUUAAAUGACAAAUCUUGGGCAUUAAAUUGUUCUCCAAAUAGUUUCUCAUUUCUCCACAACAACAUCCAAACCUUUAUCUCAGCUCCUGUUUCCUCCAAAGUAGGAGUGUACCUGGAUCACAGAGCAGGUGUUCUGUCUUUCUACAGCGUCUCUAAAAGCAUGACUCUCCUCCACAGAGUCCAGACCACAUUCACUCAGCCGCUCCAUGCUGGACUGGGGUUGUUUCGUUUUGUUGGAGCCACAGCAGAGUUCUGUAAGCUCAAAUAGUUCAUGAAAGAAGUAAAAUGUUUUUUGCAUGAUUUCUCUGCUCUCCAUCAUUUUGAACUAAACCUUUAAAAUGUUAAUAUUCUGUGGAGUCGUGUUUGUAGUCAGAAAAAAAAAGAAAUUAAAAAUCUCAAGAAUGUGGAUUGAAGAAAUUAUUGAAUAUGAAUAUAAAACUUUUUGGAAAAAAAUAUUUUUUCUUG
Messenger RNA from Oryzias melastigma (Indian medaka), 1860 nucleotides. Its product is annotated as tripartite motif-containing protein 16-like. NCBI's taxonomy places the organism in Eukaryota, Metazoa, Chordata, Actinopteri, Beloniformes, Adrianichthyidae. Bases 2 to 1663 code for a protein of 553 amino acids. The record is from RefSeq and is a predicted model, not a curated record. The transcript has a single exon. Gene Ontology annotation, molecular function: zinc ion binding; protein binding.